Messenger RNA from Camelina sativa (false flax), 834 nucleotides. Its product is annotated as germin-like protein subfamily 1 member 13. Lineage: Eukaryota; Viridiplantae; Streptophyta; Magnoliopsida; Brassicales; Brassicaceae. Gene Ontology annotation, molecular function: manganese ion binding. The record is from RefSeq and is a predicted model, not a curated record.
UAUAGCAAAUCAUAAAAACGCAAUAUUAGUAUAAAAAAAAAAUGAAGGUCUCUCAGUUUAUUAUCUCUUUUAUUACGUUGGCAUUGGUCAUUCCCUUUUCCAAUGCUUAUGAUCCAAGUCCACUCCAAGACUUCUGUGUGGCCGUUGGUAACCUCAACAAUGGUGUUUUUGUGAAUGGUAAGUUUUGUAAGGACACGAAGCAAGCAAAGGCAGACGAUUUCUUCUUCUCAGGCCUCAACCAUGCAGGAAACACUGAUAAUGAUGUCAAAUCCAACGUUACAACGGUCAACGUCGAUCAAAUUCCAGGGCUAAACACUAUGGGAAUAUCCUUGGUCCGCAUAGACUAUGCGCCUUAUGGCCAAAACCCGCCUCACACGCACCCUCGUGCCACUGAGAUCCUUGUCCUUAUCGAGGGAACUCUAUAUGUCGGGUUUGUCUCUUCCAAUCAAGAUAAUAAUCGUCUAUUCGCCAAAAUUUUGCACCCUGGAGACGUGUUUGUGUUCCCCAUAGGCAUGGUUCAUUUUCAAGUGAAUAUUGGGAAGACCCCUGCUGUUGCCUUUGCGGGACUGAGUAGCCAGAACGCUGGUGUCAUCACAAUUGCAAACACAGUGUUUGGAUCGAAGCCUCCCAUUUAUCCAGAAGUUCUGGCUCAGGCGUUUCAGUUAGAUGUCAAUGUCGUCAAAGACCUUGAGGCCAAGUUUCCAUCCAAGAAUUGAGUCUAUAUAUUUUAAGAGUCUUUGUCACUGUAACAGUUAAAUAACAAUGUAAUACGUAUCAUAAAAAUGUUAUGCUUAACAAAAUAAAAUAAAACGAUUUGGUUCACCUAAUUUUAUA